This is a messenger RNA of Callithrix jacchus (white-tufted-ear marmoset), 1351 nucleotides long. It is a transcript of the gene OR6S1, whose product is annotated as olfactory receptor family 6 subfamily S member 1. Gene Ontology annotation, biological process: G protein-coupled receptor signaling pathway. Gene Ontology annotation, cellular component: membrane. The record is from RefSeq and is a predicted model, not a curated record. Gene Ontology annotation, molecular function: G protein-coupled receptor activity; olfactory receptor activity. NCBI's taxonomy places the organism in Eukaryota, Metazoa, Chordata, Mammalia, Primates, Cebidae.
GAUAAUGACUUCUGAUGGGAACCAGAGUAGUGAUGCGACAGAGUUCGUCCUGGCAGGGUUCCCAAAUCUCAACAGCGCAAGAGUGGUAUUAUUUUCUGUGUUUCUUCUUGUCUAUCUCCUGAUUCUGACAGGCAAUGUGUUGAUUGUGGGGGUGGUAAGAGCUGAUACUCGACAACAGACCCCCAUGUACUUCUUUCUGGGUAACCUGUCCUGCCUUGAGAUUCUGCUGACUUCUGUCAUCAUUCCAAAGAUGCUGAGCAAUUUCCUCUCAAGGCAACACACUAUUUCCUUUGCUGCAUGUAUCACCCAAUUCUAUUUCUACUUCUUUUUCGGGGCCUCCGAGUUCCUACUGUUGGCUGUCAUGUCUGUGGAUCGCUACUUAGCCAUCUGUCAUCCUCUGCACUACCCCUUCCUCACGAGUGGGGCUGUGUGAUUCCGUGUGGCCUUGGCCUGCUGGGUGCGGGGCUUCACCCCUGUGCUUGGUCCCACAGUGGCUGUAGCCUUGCUUCCUUUCUGUAAGCAGGGUGCUGUGGUGCAGCACUUCUUCUGUGACAGUGGCCUGCUGCUUCGCCUGGCAUGCACCAACACCAAGAAGCUGGAGGAGACUGACUUUGUCCUGGCCUCCCUUGUCAUUGUAUCCUCCUUGCUCAUUACUGCUGUGUCCUAUGGCCACAUUGUCCUGGCUGUCCUGAGCAUCCCCACUGCUUCAGGCCGUCAGAAGGCCUUCUCUACCUGUACCUCCCACUUGAUAGUGGUGACCCUCUUCUAUGGAAGUGCCAUUUUUCUCUAUGUGCGGCCAUCACAGAGUGGCUCAGUGGACACUAACUGGGCAGUGACAGUAGUAACAACAUUUGUGACACCACUGCUGAAUCCAUUCAUCUAUGCCUUAUGUAGACAAGUUAAGGAAGCUUUAAAGGACAUGUUUAAGAAGGUCGUGGCAGACUUUGUAGGGAAUCUUUUACUUGAUAAGUGUCUCAUUGAGAAAACAGUAAGGUGAAAGUGAAGAGACUCAGUAACUAAUCUUUUCUUUUUUCCAGAAAAUUCCUAACUUUUUUUUUUCUUGAGAAAGAGUCUCAUUCUGUCAUCCAGGCUGAAGUGCAGUGGUGUGAUCUUGGCUCACUGCAACCUCCACCUCCCGGGUUCAAGUGAUUCUUCUGCCUCAGCCUCCCAAGUAGCUGGGAUUACAGGUGUGAGCCACUGUGCCCAGCCUAUUUAUUUAAUUUUUGAGACAAGGUCUCACCCUCUGGCUCAGACUGGAAUGCAGUGACACGAUCAUGGCUCACUGCAGCCUCUAACUCCUAGGCUCAAGGAAUCCUCAUUUGUUGGCUUCCCAACAUGCUGGGAUUAUAGG